This is a messenger RNA of Theileria orientalis strain Shintoku, 282 nucleotides long. Its product is annotated as proteasome regulatory protein. Gene Ontology annotation, biological process: proteasome regulatory particle assembly. The transcript has a single exon. Lineage: Eukaryota; Apicomplexa; Aconoidasida; Piroplasmida; Theileriidae. Bases 1 to 282 code for a protein of 93 amino acids. Gene Ontology annotation, cellular component: nucleus; cytoplasm. The record is from RefSeq and is a predicted model, not a curated record.
AUGGCAGAAAUUUUAGAACUGGACAAAAAACGAAAGAAUAUCGAAUUAGAGAUGGAGGCACUAAUUGAUUAUUUACACAGUGAUGAGUGUAAAAACGUGGGACUAAAGGGCGCUCUGGUUGAUAAUGAGGAAUUUCCUAGGGACGAUAUUGAUAUUUACGCCGUUAGAAAGGCCAGGGGUAGAGUAACUUGCUUAAAGAACGACUAUGACAAAUUAACUGAGGAAAUAGAAAGGAAGCUUCAUGAACUCCACAGCGAAUAUAGAAAAAACAACGCUGUAUAG